Hippocampus comes (tiger tail seahorse) is the source of this 2445-nucleotide messenger RNA. RefSeq names its product solute carrier family 38 member 4 (gene slc38a4). The record is from RefSeq and is a predicted model, not a curated record. NCBI's taxonomy places the organism in Eukaryota, Metazoa, Chordata, Actinopteri, Syngnathiformes, Syngnathidae. Gene Ontology annotation, molecular function: L-amino acid transmembrane transporter activity. The transcript has 16 exons. Gene Ontology annotation, biological process: amino acid transmembrane transport. Gene Ontology annotation, cellular component: plasma membrane. The coding region runs from base 664 to 2304 and encodes 546 amino acids.
AAUAAACGUCUUCCAUCUCCAACAACUGUUACCGAGGUGUCAAUGUCUCCCAAAAUGAAGCUCCGAGAUUAGUUCCUCGUGUAUUUCGGUGGAGAAUCCACUAAGUCUCUGAGUCAUCCUUCCUUAACUUUCCCUUCCGGAUUGUCCCUGUUUUCCUCUAAUGUGGCCAGACGGAAUGUAAACAAAGGCGAACCUCGACUCGGACUCUAUUUUUAAUUCCUUUGAAAACCGUUUGGAUUGGAUACUCCAAAGAUCACUUGAAGACACUUGAGACAACCGCAUGGGGGGGUGUUGCUCAUUGCCGGAGGUCGAUGGGGGUGGGUGUUGGGGUGUCACUUCGGGACCCCUCCACCCUCCCACCACCCAGUAGUGUAACACGAAGCUUUACGAGCUGCCGUCAUCACAUGGCACAUGGAAAUUUCCACUCCGUCUCCUUGCUUGUUAAAUGGGAAGGGUCUCCAUCUCUUCUUUCCAAUAGUCCUCCUCCUCCUCCUGCUGCUUGCCGCUUCUUACAAUUGCCGUCCACUCACACUUGGGUCAUAUUAGGGUUAAAAAAAUUAAUAAAAAAGCAGUUAAGCGGGGGUUAAAGGAGCACAUUGCUAUCUUGUGACCGCUGAGACUGUCAAGCGAGCAUUGGAAAAAGUCACCCCGCCGUGAACCAUAAUGCCGGGAAUCGUGGAUCGCAUGGAGCUGAGGAAAGUCGCCACGGAGGCCGACGACGACAGCAUGGAGAGUUUGGAUGACCGAUUCACCGAGACCAUCGAUUCCGAAAAGGCCACCAUCAACAGUCAGUUCCUGGACGACAUGGAUGAUGGCGAGAGCCAGAAGUUCCUGACGAAUGGAAUGAUGAAGAAGAAAUAUGAAGAGUACCAUGAAGAAUACCAUCCGGGCCAUACGUCCUUUGGAAUGUCCGUCUUUAACUUAAGCAACGCCAUCAUGGGCAGCGGGAUCCUGGGCCUGUCGUACGCCAUGGCCAACACGGGCAUUGUCUUGUUUACACUCCUUCUGAUAGCGGUCGCCAUCCUCUCCUUGUAUUCUGUGCAUCUGCUCCUUAUGACCGCUAAAGAAGGAGGAUCCCUUAUCUACGAAAAACUGGGAGAAAGGGCGUUUGGAUGGCCGGGAAAGAUAGCGGCGUUUGGAUCCAUCAUUAUGCAAAAUAUCGGCGCCAUGUCGAGCUACCUCUUUAUUGUGAAGUACGAGCUGCCGGAAGUGAUUCGGGCAUUCUUGGGUUUAGAAGAAAGCACCGGUGAAUGGUACCUGAACGGAAACUACCUGGUGAUAUUUGUGUCCAUUGGAAUUAUUUUCCCCUUGUCGCUGCUUAAAAACCUCGGCUACCUGGGCUACACAAGUGGUUUUUCUCUUUCCUGCAUGGUGUUCUUCCUGGGAGUGGUGAUCUACAAGAAAACUCAGCUCCCCUGCCCUCUUCCGUUCCUGGACCACCCAUCGGCCAACCUAAGCAUGAACGCCUCGCACAUGCCGGGCGUGUACGCGUUACACAACCGCUCUGAGCAGAUGGACUUCUCCCGGGCGGACAUUUCCCCGGCCGUCACGGAGAGCCACGGCGCUCACGCCUCCUCCGGCGUCCACUUCGAGGCGCACCACGACGACGAGGACAUGUGCACGCCCAAAUACUUUAUCUUCAACUCACAGACGGCGUACACUGUGCCCAUCCUGGCCUUUGCCUUUGUGUGCCACCCCGAGGUGCUGCCCAUCUACAGUGAGCUGAAAGAUCGCAGCAGGAAGAAGAUGCAGACCGUCUCCAACCUGUCCAUCUUUGCGAUGCUCGUCAUGUAUAUGAUGUCGGCGCUAUUCGGCUACCUCACCUUUUACGAAAACGUGGAGGCGGAGCUGCUUCACACCUUCACCAAGGUUUACAAGUUCGAUACCCUGCUACUGCUGGUGCGUUUGGCUGUCCUCACUGCCGUCACGCUGACUGUCCCCAUUGUGCUCUUCCCUAUCCGUUCCUCCAUCACCACUUUGCUGUUCAGCGGCCGAAGUUUCAGUUGGCCUCGCCACAUGCUCAUCGCCGCCUGCAUCUUGUUCUUCAACAACAUGCUGGUCAUCUUCGUCCCAACCAUCCGAGACAUCUUCGGUUUCAUCGGUUCCUCGGCGGCCACCAUGCUCAUCUUUAUCCUCCCCGCGGCCUUUUACCUCCGCCUGGUGAAGACGGUCCCACUUCGCUCCCCACAGAAAAUCGGGGCUGCUGUUUUCCUGGUCGUGGGAAUCGUCUUCAUGAUUGGCAGCCUGUCACUCAUAGUUCUCGACUGGAUCCACAAUCCACCGGGUUCCAGCGGGGGGCACUAAGCGCACCACCGAUGGCCUCCCUGGGGAGACGCCGCAGUCCCUUCCUCAAACAUAUUUACCACAAUAGCCGGACAUAUCAAGAUGUUCUUCAGACUUUUCAGAUGAGUUUUGCUGUAUUUUUGUUUUUUUUUUAGUUGUACA